Messenger RNA from Nomascus leucogenys (northern white-cheeked gibbon), 5381 nucleotides. It is a transcript of the gene ZBTB20, whose product is annotated as zinc finger and BTB domain containing 20. Lineage: Eukaryota; Metazoa; Chordata; Mammalia; Primates; Hylobatidae. The record is from RefSeq and is a predicted model, not a curated record. The transcript has 10 exons. Gene Ontology annotation, biological process: regulation of transcription by RNA polymerase II. The coding region runs from base 3020 to 5026 and encodes 668 amino acids. Gene Ontology annotation, molecular function: DNA-binding transcription factor activity, RNA polymerase II-specific; protein binding; RNA polymerase II cis-regulatory region sequence-specific DNA binding.
AGUUAUAAAUAUUUUUAAUUUCCCUGUGCUUUCUUUAGUCUUUAGAAUUCAUUUGUAAUGAACUUAGGGCUAAAAGUUAAUUUUGUGCCAUUGAAUGCUACAGCACUUGUAGCAUGACCUAGGGUGAGAGUCAUUUUUCUCAAAUAUAUUUUAACGUUGCUUUCGUAGUAUGAGUUUUCAUUCAGAUUAUUUUCUCUUUUUGAGAGAGGUUGGAAGAGCUUCUGAGCAAGUGGAUGGUAGGAGUCGGGAAUAAGGAAUAUCAGAACAAUUAGGGAAACCCUCCAAUGCCAAAGGUUGAUCUAUAAAACAUCGUAUAAUAGUAGCCAUUUGAAAAGUUAAAGCACUUUCAACAAGAACUAGUUUACAGUAGUUUGAAAGAGAUUAAUUAGAACAAACAAGUUGAAUACAUGGAAAAGAAAUAUUUCUCCCAAUUAGUUAUUUUCACUUUGACAUAAUCUUUUGAGGAAGCAAUGCUUAACCUGUGUUCUAACCUGAAAUAAAUGACAGAAUGUUUGAAUCAAUAAUAGCAUCCUGACAGGAUAGGGGAAUAUUUUUGAUACUGUGUUCCAGUUCUCAUUUCAGUUUCUUACAUGAAAUAUUUGUUACUCCUAUUAUAGAAAAUGACACUGAUAAUGACUGACAUUUAUUGAAUCACCCUUUGUGCUUAUAACUAAACUGUGAGGUAAAUAUUAUCUUAUUAUUCUUCACAACAAUCUCAUAAGACAGAUAUGAUUUUUGUUUGACCAAUGAGGAAUCUAAGGCUAAAUGAGAUUAAAUAACUUCCACAAAGUCACGCAUCUGGUUAUGCAGAGUUCAUAUGAGUCAGUGAUAUAAUUGGUGGAAAUGAUUGCCAGGUCUAUUGUGUGUACCGUUAAGGGCAAUGAAAAGAGCCUCUCACAUUUAUCCUGUAAACAGAAGAAGGUGGGCUUUUUGGAACAGUAGUGGAGAAGGGCCAGGGAGGGAGAGCCAGUGUUCUUUUUAGACUGCUAUGAAUGAGUGAACUUAAUUAGAAAAGGCCGAUGCCCCAGUGCAGCAUUGUCUUUGAAAACUUUAGGUGCUGCUUUUGACCCUCUUUAAACAUGGAUACCCAAGGCAGCUUAAGAGUUGGAUUAUGCCUUGCUGUGACCAACUGAGGGGCCAAGAGCAAUGGCAGCUGUACAGCAGGUUCUUAUGACUCUUAAUUCUAUUUGGAGCACUUCCUGUGGGCAAACUCUUACCUGACACAGCUAUUCGAGAUCCUUAGAACCCAUGAGACCUGAUGCCAUGCAAUGAGUAUCCCGUCAGUUUCAUCACUGAGACCUCAAAGUCUGUGAUCUUAACCAGCAUGCUACUUUGUAUAACAAGCAUAUUUGUUAUUCAUUGUAUCUACAUCAAUUACAGAAAAGCCCAAUACCUAUUCUUCCAUACAGUUUUAAACUCUGGGGUGAUAUAGAGCUCCAACCCGGAGGAAAAAAUAAUCAAUUAUAUAAUAUGAUCUCUUAUUAUAAAUGGGAAACCCUCAAAAAUGUAUAACCAAUUAGAAAUUAUUCAAGUUUCUUUUACUCGCAAGAAUGUUUAAAUGUGGGUGAAUUGCAGAGAUAAAAGAAAAUAAACCCUGAUAUUUCUCAAGUUCUGCCAUAAAGAAGUCUAGUUUAUUGCCUCACUUUCAAAAGAAUAGUUUUCCAAGUAUUUCAAAAUGUCCGGCUGGCUGCCCCUUCCAUUCUCUUUGGAAGCUUUUUUGUCAUCCUCGUGGCACAUCCCUCUGGCAUGCAUGACCAGCUGCAAGCUAAACCCUGUGGAAUAAGAAUUCUUUCAUCCCUUUGUGUGAUGCGUUUCAUUUUCAGAGUUUGGAUGUCCUCUUCGGCAGCAGCAGCAGGCAUUGUUAGUUUCAAUAGGCGGCCUGGAUGCACAAGAACAGUCAUCAUAGAGAGACAGGCUCUCAGGGUCCGUCCCUUCAUGUCAUGGUGCUGUGUUAGAUCACUUUCCUCUGCUGGAUUAAUGGCCAGAGAAAAAGGGAAACAAACUGUACCCAAAGGAAUCCAAUUAAAGCACUUGAACUUCACUGACGUCUAUCCUAUUGUUUUCUUAACUUCCUAACCUACGGUUAAUUAUUCUGACCAGUGGAAAGAAACAGCAUAAACACAGGAAUUAUCUUAAAUUCCCUAUUUUGUUUAGUUUGUAAAGGCAUCAAAAUUUUGCUGUGCAGUAUGGAAUACUAAUUUGGUAUAGUUGAAAUUUUUUUUGGCUAAUCUUUCUAUUUCUUCUUUACUCUCCUCACCAAAGGCACUGCCAGGACUUACUGUAGAACACUCCUUGGCUUCUGGAAUUUUAUCUCUGCUCACAGUCUGCAUUACAACAUUAGUUCGUUCUGGGCACUUUAGCUUCCUUGAAUCUCCAGUUGAUCUCACACCCAUGCCUAUGAUAUUCUUUUCCUGGUUAAUCAAGAAUUCUCUAUUUCUGCUCUGUCAUCCAUGCCACUACAAAUAAUAAGAAGUGUUAAGAAUUGCCUUUGGGACUCUGAAGGCUGAAGAAUUGAUAAAUUGCAAGUUUGUGCCCCAUAGCUGCACAGACUGCCUGAAGUUACAUUUAGAGACUGAAAUCACUGCACCUUAAAAACAAAAGAUUGAGCUGCACUGUAUUCCUAAUGUUUCAUCAUUACUAACAGGAUAUUCCUCAUGACAUUGCUGUCUGAUCUUUGACCAUCAGUCUGUGACCUGCCCCUUCUCUUUAUAUGCAGCCGCUCUCUGUUCCCUGCCCCAAUGAACAUCUGCACUAGGCCCAAGCCUUGGAGUAAUUUACCUGAAGAGUGACGCCAUUUAUUUUGAAACUACUGAAGAAACCCAAGACAGCUGAAAACCAGAAGGCAUCUGAGGAGAAUGAGAUUACUCAGCCGGGUGGAUCCAGCGCCAAGCCGGGCCUUCCCUGCCUGAACUUUGAAGCUGUUUUGUCUCCAGACCCAGCCCUCAUCCACUCAACACAUUCACUGACAAACUCUCACGCUCACACCGGGUCAUCUGAUUGUGACAUCAGUUGCAAGGGGAUGACCGAGCGCAUUCACAGCAUCAACCUUCACAACUUCAGCAAUUCCGUGCUCGAGACCCUCAACGAGCAGCGCAACCGUGGCCACUUCUGUGACGUAACGGUGCGCAUCCACGGGAGCAUGCUGCGCGCACACCGCUGUGUGCUGGCUGCCGGCAGCCCCUUCUUCCAGGACAAACUGCUGCUUGGCUACAGCGACAUCGAGAUCCCGUCGGUGGUGUCAGUGCAGUCAGUGCAAAAGCUCAUUGACUUCAUGUACAGCGGCGUGCUACGGGUCUCACAGUCGGAAGCUCUGCAGAUCCUCACGGCCGCUAGCAUCCUGCAGAUCAAAACAGUCAUCGACGAGUGCACGCGUAUCGUGUCACAGAACGUGGGCGAUGUGUUCCCGGGGAUCCAGGACUCGGGCCAGGACACACCGCGGGGCACUCCCGAGUCAGGCACGUCAGGCCAGAGCAGCGACACGGAGUCAGGCUACCUGCAGAGCCACCCACAGCACAGCGUGGACAGGAUCUACUCGGCACUCUACGCGUGCUCCAUGCAGAAUGGCAGCGGCGAGCGCUCUUUUUACAGCGGCGCAGUGGUCAGCCACCACGAGACUGCGCUCGGCCUGCCCCGCGACCACCACAUGGAAGACCCCAGCUGGAUCACACGCAUCCAUGAGCGCUCGCAGCAAAUGGAGCGCUACCUGUCCACCACCCCCGAGACCACGCACUGCCGCAAGCAGCCCCGACCUGUGCGCAUCCAGACCCUAGUGGGCAACAUCCACAUCAAGCAGGAGAUGGAGGACGAUUACGACUACUACGGGCAGCAAAGGGUACAGAUCCUAGAACGCAACGAAUCCGAGGAGUGCACGGAAGACACAGACCAGGCCGAGGGCACCGAGAGUGAGCCCAAAGGUGAAAGCUUCGACUCGGGCGUCAGCUCCUCCAUAGGCACCGAGCCCGACUCGGUGGAGCAGCAGUUUGGGCCUGGGGCGGCGCGGGACAGCCAAGCUGAACCCGCCCAACCCGAGCAGGCUGCAGAAGCCCCCGCCGAGGGUGGUCCACAGACAAACCAGCUAGAAACAGGUGCUUCCUCUCCGGAGAGAAGCAAUGAAGUGGAGAUGGACAACACUGUUAUCACUGUCAGCAACAGCUCCGACAAGAGCGUCCUACAACAGCCUUCGGUCAACACGUCCAUCGGGCAGCCAUUGCCAAGUACCCAGCUCUACUUACGCCAGACAGAAACCCUCACCAGCAACCUGAGGAUGCCUCUGACCUUGACCAGCAACACACAGGUCAUUGGCACAGCUGGCAACACCUACCUGCCAGCCCUCUUCACUACCCAGCCCGCGGGCAGUGGCCCCAAGCCUUUCCUCUUCAGCCUGCCACAGCCCCUGGCAGGCCAGCAGACCCAGUUUGUGACAGUGUCCCAGCCUGGCCUGUCGACCUUUACUGCACAGCUGCCAGCGCCACAGCCCCUGGCCUCAUCCGCAGGCCACAGCACAGCCAGUGGGCAAGGCGAAAAAAAGCCUUAUGAGUGCACUCUCUGCAACAAGACUUUCACCGCCAAACAGAACUACGUCAAGCACAUGUUCGUACACACAGGUGAGAAGCCCCACCAAUGCAGCAUCUGUUGGCGCUCCUUCUCCUUAAAGGAUUACCUUAUCAAGCACAUGGUGACACACACAGGAGUGAGGGCAUACCAGUGUAGUAUCUGCAACAAGCGCUUCACCCAGAAGAGCUCCCUCAACGUGCACAUGCGCCUCCACCGGGGAGAGAAGUCCUACGAGUGCUACAUCUGCAAAAAGAAGUUCUCUCACAAGACCCUCCUGGAGCGACACGUGGCCCUGCACAGUGCCAGCAAUGGGACCCCCCCUGCAGGCACACCCCCAGGUGCCCGCGCUGGCCCCACAGGCGUGGUGGCCUGCACGGAGGGGACCACUUACGUCUGCUCCGUCUGCCCAGCAAAGUUUGACCAAAUCGAGCAGUUCAACGACCACAUGAGGAUGCAUGUGUCUGACGGAUAAGUAGUAUCUUUCUCUCUUUCUUAUGAACAAAACAAAACAACAACAAAAAACAGACAAACAAAAAAGCUAUGGCACUAGAAUUUAAGAAAUGUUUUGGUUUCAUUUUUACUUUCUGUUUUUGUUUUUGUUUCGUUUCAUUUUGUACUACAUGAAGAACUGUUUUUUGCCUGCUGGUACAUUACAUUUCCGGAGGCUUGGGUGAAUAAUAGUUUUCCCAGUCUCCCUCGGAUGGUGGCCUUAAGGCCUGGUAGUGCUUCAAGAGGUCCACUGGUUGGAUCUCUAGCUACUGGCCUCUAAAUACAACCCUUCUUUACAAAAAAAUCUUUUAAAAAAAAAGUAAAAAAAAAAAAAAAAA